Kockovaella imperatae is the source of this 1197-nucleotide messenger RNA. Its product is annotated as RNA cap guanine-N2 methyltransferase-domain-containing protein. The transcript is spliced from 4 exons. Gene Ontology annotation, biological process: 7-methylguanosine RNA capping; 7-methylguanosine cap hypermethylation. Gene Ontology annotation, cellular component: nucleus. Lineage: Eukaryota; Fungi; Basidiomycota; Tremellomycetes; Tremellales; Cuniculitremaceae. The record is from RefSeq and is a predicted model, not a curated record. Gene Ontology annotation, molecular function: RNA cap trimethylguanosine synthase activity. Bases 36 to 1127 code for a protein of 363 amino acids.
GCUUCACAAUCCACAUCCCUCACGGCUUCCUGAUCAUGCCAAGGGCUAAUAAGCAAUCAAGAUCGCUCUUUAGAUCUCUUCCAUACAACCUGAAGCAGUCGAUACGAUCAAAAGAAGGCGAUACUCUGACUGCAUUGGCUGGCGUGGGCGCUGAUGGACUUCUCCGGACUCAACCUGAUUCUUCCUCUGAAAAUGGAGACACAACGCUAGCAGAUGUCACGGUGAACAUUGAUUUCCACAAUGAGGAGAUCGGCUCUUCAUCCACACCUUUGAGGCUCGUACACACCUCAGGGGUAUCGUCAGGAACUCUUGAGUCGACCGUCAACUCUAGCAAGCGCAAACGCAAAUCUAGAGGCGCACAGGAUGAGAUACUUAACCAACACUUGGGUCAUCCCUGGGAUUGCACGGGCUUGGUCGACAGGUAUACGACUGCGUCUCAGGUGCCUGCAGAGCUGGUCAAGUAUUGGUAUCAGAGGCAGUUUCUCCUACCUCAGUACGAUUCACUGCCACUCCUACUCGACGACACCGGAUGGUUCAGUAUCACACCGCAACCGAUCGCUGCCCAUAUCGCAGAACGAUGUCAAUGCGAUGUGAUUGUAGAUGCUUUUUGUGGAGUUGGAGGCAAUGCCAUUGAAUUCGCAAAGACAUGCGAGCGAGUGAUCGCUAUCGACAACAAUCCUAUACGUUUACGACUUGCACGACACAAUGCGCUCCAUCUUGGUGUGGCUGAUCGGAUAGACUUCAUUUUGGGAGAUUUCGUAGAUUACGCCAGGUCAUGGCGAGCGCAAGGCGAGACCAUCGAUGUCGUCUUCCUGAGUCCUCCUUGGGGCGGGGUGGACUACCUCCAAUCAGGUCAAGAUACCGGAGUUGAUCCGUCCUACUCGCUGUCCAGUAUCCUACCCGUUCAUGGCAAGGAGCUCUUUGAUAUGUCUGCAAAGCUAUCACCAAACAUUGCCUACUAUCUUCCAAGAAGCACCGACAUUGCAGAGCUCUCACAGCUGGCUCCGGGACUUUCCUCAGUACAGCAAGGCAGAAAGAAGGAGUGGGUGGAGAUUGAAGAGGAGUGGGUUGGACAGAAACUAAAGGCGAUCACGGCGUACUUUGGCAGUCUGGUCGCAACAGAAUAAUGAGUCCCGAUUCAUGACUUUUACAACGAUAAAUGAUGAUGAUGAUGAAUAUCACAAAGUAUAAUGCAGA